AUGACCACGUAUGAAGAGUUUAUACAGCAGAACGAGGAUCGUGAUGGCGUGCGCCUUACAUGGAAUGUUUGGCCAUCUAGUCGAAUUGAUGCAAGUAGGAUGGUAGUACCGCUGGCGUGUCUCUACCAGCCACUAAAAGAGCGACCAGAUUUGCCACCAAUACAAUAUGAACCAGUGCUAUGCACUCGUGGCAAUUGUCGUGCCAUAUUAAAUCCUCUCUGCCAAGUAGAUUACAGAGCGAAGCUGUGGGUUUGUAAUUUCUGUUUUCAAAGAAAUCCAUUUCCACCGCAAUAUGCAGCAAUAUCUGAACAACAUCAACCCGCUGAGUUGAUACCAAGUUUUAGCACAAUCGAGUACACAAUUACACGAGCGCCCUGUAUGCCACCUGUUUUUAUAUUUUUAGUUGAUACAUGCAUGGAUGAAGAGGAAUUAGACGCAUUAAAGGAUUCGUUACAAAUGUCUUUAAGUUUGCUGCCACCAAAUGCAUUGGUCGGUUUAAUAACAUUUGGUAAAAUGAUACAAGUGCACGAACUGGUGGUUAAAGGUUAUUCCAAAAGUUACGUUUUUCGUGGUACAAAGGAUUUGACUGCCAAACAAGUACAGGAAAUGCUUGGAAUUGGAAGAGGUGGUGGCGUUGCGCCUGGUGGACCAGGUCAACCAGGGCAACAAAUGCCCGCACCUGGGCAGCAACGUGCACCUACUGCCGCUGCUCCGCCUGUAAAUCGUUUCUUGCAACCGAUAUCAAAAUGUGAUAUUGUAUUGGGAGAUUUAUUGAGUGAACUGCAGCGUGAUCCUUGGCCAGUACCUCAGGGCAAACGUUACCUGCGGUCUACUGGAGCUGCUUUAGCUAUUGCUGUUGGCUUGCUCGAAUGCACCUACCCGAAUACCGGUGGGCGCAUUUUGUCAUUCGUUGGUGGACCUUGCUCCCAGGGUCCCGGUCAAGUAGUCGAUGAUGAACUAAAACAUCCAAUAAGAUCACAUCACGAUAUACAUAAGGAUAACGUUAAAUUUAUGAAGAAAGCCAUUAAACAUUACGAAGCGCUGGCGUUACGUACAGCUACGAAUGGUCACUGCAUAGAUAUAUAUUCGUGUGCAUUGGAUCAGACAGGUUUAAUGGAAAUGAAACAAUGCUGUAACUCUACCGGUGGUCAUAUGGUUAUGGGUGAUUCGUUUAAUUCUUCUUUAUUCAAACAAACUUUUCAACGUGUGUUUGCGCGCGAUGCACGUGGCGAUCUUAAAAUGGGUUUCAACGGCACGCUGGAGGUAAAGUGUUCGCGUGAGCUAAAGAUCUCUGGUGGGAUUGGCUCGUGUGUGUCAUUGAAUGUGAAGAGCCCGUCGGUAUCGGACGUUGAAAUUGGCAUGGGUAACACGGUGCAAUGGAAAUUAUGCACGCUGAAUCCCAGCUCGACAUUAGCAUUCUUCUUCGAGGUGGUGAAUCAGCAUGCAGCACCAAUGCCACAAGGAGGACGUGGUUGCAUACAGUUUAUUACGCAAUAUCAGCACCCAAGUGGACAGCGACGCAUUAGAGUAACCACAUUAGCAAGAAAUUGGGCCGACGCCACAACGAAUAUACAUCAUAUAAGCGCAGGAUUUGAUCAAGAAGCUGCUGCUGUUAUAAUGUCACGAAUGGCUGUUUAUCGUGCUGAGACGGAUGAGGGUCCCGAUAUAUUGCGCUGGGUGGAUAGGCAACUUAUACGUCUGUGUCAAAAAUUCGGUGAAUACAGCAAGGAUGAUCCAAACAGUUUUCGAUUGGCGCAAAACUUUAGUUUGUUCCCACAAUUCAUGUAUCAUCUGCGUCGUUCACAAUUCCUCCAAGUAUUCAACAAUUCGCCUGACGAGACCACAUUCUAUCGACACAUGCUGAUGCGCGAAGACCUUACCCAAUCAUUAAUUAUGAUUCAACCAAUUCUAUAUAGUUAUUCAUUUAAUGGUCCACCAGAGCCGGUGUUGUUAGAUACAUCAUCCAUACAGCCCGAUCGAAUUUUGCUGAUGGACACAUUCUUUCAAAUUCUGAUAUAUCACGGCGAAACAAUAGCACAGUGGCGUGCACUAAAGUACCAGGAUAUGGUUGAAUACGAAAACUUCAAACAAUUGCUGCAAGCACCUGUAGAUGAUGCUCAAGAAAUACUCCAAACACGGUUUCCUAUGCCUAGGUAUAUCGAUACUGAUCAUGGCGGCUCUCAGGCGCGUUUCCUCUUAUCGAAAGUGAAUCCUUCACAGACACACAACAAUAUGUACGCUUACGGACAGCCGCCAAUUGGUCAAUCGACGGAUGGAGGUGCGCCUGUACUCACUGAUGAUGUUUCCCUUCAAUUGUUCAUGGAACACUUGAAGAAGUUGGCCGUAUCAUCAACUACAUGAAUUAGACUGUGGAACCGAGUUAAAUUUUAUUUUAGAAAUAUCCUAGCAUUUAUAAGAAGACGCUUAAUGCAAUGUUGGUCUGUCGGAACUUAGUGUUUUCAGUUUUCAGUUUUCUGUUUAUCGU
Molecule: messenger RNA, 2485 nt
Organism: Teleopsis dalmanni
Lineage: Eukaryota; Metazoa; Arthropoda; Insecta; Diptera; Diopsidae
Gene: Sec23
Product: protein transport protein Sec23A
Exons: 6
Coding region: 1-2361 (786 amino acids)
Biological process (GO): endoplasmic reticulum to Golgi vesicle-mediated transport; COPII-coated vesicle cargo loading; intracellular protein transport
Cellular component (GO): endoplasmic reticulum exit site; COPII vesicle coat
Molecular function (GO): zinc ion binding; GTPase activator activity
Source: RefSeq, a predicted model, not a curated record